AUAGAUUUAUACACCGCACGAUAUGCCUCUUUCAUUUCUUCUAUUAUUCAUUCGAUCGUUACAUUGAUCUUCCCAACGGGGCAAAUAAUUCCUACCAAAUUGAAGAGCAUUUGCAACGACCCGCAUGUCUCGGGCGUUAAAAACCUCGUCAGACGCCGGAGUCUUAUCACUUUCCGAGGGUGAGGGGCGAGGGAGGGACGCAACCUCUGUCAGAGUAGUGGUCAGGCAGCCCCCAUCGCAGACAGACGCUCGGCGAAAGAGCGUGUAUUGAGAGCAAGUUGUGCGGAAAAUAUUACUGAUAUUUACAUCGAUGCUGAUUGCAAUGGACCUUUUGUCACACCAGUGACAGCUCUUUGAUUUGAUGGGAGAUACAGUUUAUGACAUAUGAAGAGACUGUGAAACAGUGUAGAAAUUGCCAUUCAACGACUUUUAAUCCUUGUCACAUGACAGAGGUGUGCGUUUCAGUGAAACAGGCAUUUGAGGAUUUAAAGAGCCGGAUUGAUAAGUGAGCCAAUCAACUUCAGUACCGGAUUGGAAUUUACAAGUUUUCGGAUCAAUUGACGCAAUGAGAACAGCCAUUGACAGCCGAUCGCUUCUAUAAACAUAUACCCAUGUUAUUAGCACCGGGGAGAUUGACGGCAAUAAACUAUUGUCAUUGACUGGGCUUGUCAUUAGCAGCAAUUACCACGGUGAUGACAAAGACAAUGGGCGAUCAGCUGACUGCAGGUUGGUAAACAGUCGCUAAUUAUGCAAUAACCCGGAAAUACUCUCCCGGUCGACCUCGUGGGGAUUAAAGCGGAUUAGUUCAAAGAGGCGGGGCAUUCGGUUUUCCUCGGCGGGGCUUAUCACACCACCAGCACUCUUUACCCUAAACAUACUGAGUUUGUUUAUCAUUUAUGCUGAGACUCUCAUUGGAGAUACUUGAGGAGGGUUACCAAUUGUUGUUGAAACUUACCUGACAAGGAGAUGGUUUCAUUCGGAUUUGGAACAUGUUGAUGUGACAUUGCAGUAAUUAACUCUAAGUGCUUACUGGUAUUUGAGGACCUGUGAAGACUUUUACGAGUUGGAUCUUCGUUUGGCUUGGACCAGAUUUCAUUUACGUGCGUGAUCUUUGAAGAAACUUCACAAUGUAUUGCACCAUGGAACCCCAGGCGUUGGCGUCCUACCCGGUAAUAUUCAACGGUAACAAGUUGUACACCACCCCCAGGACUUGGCACCCCCACAUCUACGAGAACCCACCCAGGCAGCCUACGUCUUUCUUCAUAGCCGAUAUCCUGGGUCUGAGGGAGGAGAGGGGGAGCAUGUGUUCCACCAGCCCUGGGGGUCUGUCUCCUGCCUCACCCCUCGAACACCUGUCCCGGCAUCGAGUCAGCCCCACCCAUAACCGCACCCCUGACAGUGAGGAUGAGGGGGUUCAUCACCGUGGGGACAUGAGUGACCGUCUUUCGUCCAGUUCGCCGAAAACAGACGAUGGUUCUCAGGGCGAAAAGAGGAAGAAAUCUGGCGACGAGAGCGACGAUAAGGACAGCGGCCAACCACAGAAGAAGAAGAAAGCGAGGACGACAUUCACAGGACGCCAGAUCUUUGAGCUGGAGAAGCAAUUUGAGCAGAAGAAGUACUUAUCCUCAGCCGAGAGAGCAGAAAUGGCAACACUACUUAAUGUUACAGAAACACAGGUGAAGAUCUGGUUCCAGAACAGAAGAACAAAAUGGAAGAAACAGGAAAAUAUAUCGAGUGCCGAGGCCGCCGAACAUAAACUGAACGCCGAGAAAAACUUGUUGAAGAACAUGAAAUGUAAGAAGGUUACGGAUAAAGACGAAAGCAUCCAAGACGAAAUUCAAGAUGGCGACCGUUUGACCAAGACAGAAUCGGACUCAUUGUCGGCCUCUGACGUCGUUGAUGGUCGUGUGCAAAAUUUAGACAGUUCCGCUUCAAAUUGUGACACAGCUCCUAGUGUGUUAAAUCUCUCGUCACCUGAAGAAGAAAAGACAAUAAAAAUUGAAGAAACAACAGAAAUGAAAUUGGAACGUGUGCCAGUGUUGCCUUGUUAUGACACAGUGGCCGUGACAGCCCAGUGACCCUGAUCUUGGCUUUGAUAAGGGUAAACAACGAUAUCUCACAUCCAACCAGACGUUUUUCCAUAUGGUCGAGAUUGGUGCCAUCAACCUCAUUUCACUAUUCACAUAUACAUGACUGUGAAAUUAACGAUGGGUUAAGUACCGACUACUUUCCAAGACUUCGUGCAUCUUGUAUCGUUGCAUCAUAUUCCCAUUAUUGUGUUGAGCAGUAUUACGGAGACUAUGCUCACUCUUACAUCUCAUGGUUGUAUUGGUGCAAGUUAUUAUUAUGAUGUUGUGAAUAUAUUAUUACUAUUAUUAUCACACUUUAAAAGGGUGCAGUUUUAGCGUUUAUUGGAGACAAUCAGGGCCAGGGGUACGGCAUUAAAUAGGAAUGCGGGGUAGCCUAGUUUUCAUGCCACACGUCUUCACACCAAGAACUCUGGUUCGAUUCCACUUGAGUUCUAAAGUGUGAAGCCGUGUCUUUGUGUACACGCCGGGAUAUUGUUGAAAUUAAAAGAUUCGGCGUUAAACCCAAAUCGCUCUCUUUGGAAUCAAGUGAGCAUCUACGACCUGUCUUUUUCCGAAAUUAAGUUAACGCCCUCAUAUAACUGAAAUACUAUUCAAAAGAAGUUAAGGAUCACCCGAACCUUUAAUUUUACUAUAGUUAAAUCAGUCAUGGCAGAUUUACUAAGUAUAGUAAUAUGAAAGAGUAGGAAGGUAGUAUAAAACGUAAAAAUAUUUUGUUAAAGCUUUACACGAAUUAGAAUCACACGACAUUUGUAAAGCGACCCGAAAGUACUCAAAAGUUCUUCCUUUCAAAUCAUUGAUUUAUCCGGUUCAUAUCUAUGAAUUCUUUACUUAAAGUACAAAGGCAUUGAAGCGUCCGACUCGGUCAAUUACAAAUCAAAGUUUUAAUGAUUGUUGUCUCAAUCGUUGAAAUAGCUCCACCGUAGAUGAACUCGAAACUUACAGCACAAUACUGAUUUAUUGUGAUUGUCAAUAUAUGUCCCUCACGACUGUCGGCAACUGUUGUAUUUCAUUCCAAUUUUCACAGUGCUGGCUCCCAGUCAAGCGCAACAUGACACUCGUAUUGUUGUUCCUGAUAAUGCACACCAUCGUCAACUAUCACCACACCCUGUGUAGACUUGGAGGU
This is a messenger RNA of Haliotis rufescens (red abalone), 3213 nucleotides long. RefSeq names its product brain-specific homeobox protein homolog. Gene Ontology annotation, biological process: regulation of transcription by RNA polymerase II; cell differentiation. Gene Ontology annotation, cellular component: nucleus. The record is from RefSeq and is a predicted model, not a curated record. The transcript is spliced from 3 exons. Gene Ontology annotation, molecular function: RNA polymerase II cis-regulatory region sequence-specific DNA binding; DNA-binding transcription factor activity, RNA polymerase II-specific. NCBI's taxonomy places the organism in Eukaryota, Metazoa, Mollusca, Gastropoda, Lepetellida, Haliotidae. The coding region runs from base 1128 to 2078 and encodes 316 amino acids.